AUGAAACCAUACUUCGGCCUUCGGGGCACGAACCUGAAUAUUAUGAUCGGUGUCAUUGCUGGUCUUGAUUUCUUGCUAUUCGGAUAUGACCAGGGUGUUAUGGGAGGUCUAUUGACAUUAAACUCAUUUGUUACGGUCUUCCCGGAAAUCGACACCACUAAAUCGAGUUCAGGGACGAGUAGCAACGCCACUACACAGGGAAUCACUAUCGCUUCUUAUAACCUGGGCUGCUUCUUCGGCGCAAUCUUCUGUAUCUGGAUUGGAAACUACCUUGGUCGCCGUAAGACAAUUUUCGCCGGCUCCAUCAUCAUGGUGAUCGGGGCUACGCUACAGGCCAGUGCUUACUCCCUGCCGCAUCUCAUUGUCGGCCGUGUUGUUACUGGUAUCGGAAACGGCAUGAACACCUCUACCGUCCCUACAUGGCAGUCUGAAUGUUCCAAGUCCCACCACCGCGGAAAACUUGUCAUGCUAGAGGGUUCCUUGAUUGCUGCUGGAAUUACGAUCAGUUACUGGCUUGAUUUUGGAUUCUCCUUCCUUGACCCUAGCUCCGUUGCGUGGCGUUUCCCAAUUGCCUUCCAAAACGUCUUCGCACUAGUCAUCUUAAUCUUCGUGAUGCCGCUCCCCGAAUCACCUCGCUGGCUGAUCCUCAAGGGCCGCGAGCAGGAAGCAUUGCAAGUUCUCUCUGCGAUUCUAGACUUAGAUGAGAAAGAUCCUUAUGUCCACUCCGAAUUUUCCGCUAUCAAGGAUGCAGUCCUGGCUGCCUCGAGUGUCAGCUUCCGUGACUUGCUCACCAUGGAUGAGAACCGCCACUUCCACCGUGUUGUACUCGCCUACGUCAACCAGAUGUUCCAGCAGAUCUCUGGUAUCAACCUGAUCACCUACUACGCUGCUACUAUUUAUGAGAACUCUCUUGGUAUGGAUGGCCUGACAUCACGUAUUCUAGCUGCCUGCAACGGCACUGAAUAUUUCUUGGCGUCUUUGAUCCCCAUCUUCAUUAUUGAGAAGGUGGGCCGACGAGUUCUGAUGUUGAUCGGCGCCGCUGGUAUGUCGAUUUCAAUGGCCGUUUUGGCCAUCACGACUAGCUUUGAGCACGAGAGCAAGCCUGGUAUUGCUGCUGCCGUGUUCUUGUUUGUCUUCAACACAUUCUUUGCCCUUGGCUGGCUGGGAAUGACCUGGCUGUAUCCCGCUGAGAUUGUGCCUCUACGAAUCCGUGCUCCCGCCAAUGCACUCGCAACUUCGGGUAACUGGAUCUUCAACUUCAUGGUUGUCAUGGUCACGCCUGUUGCAUUCGACACAAUCAAGUACAAGACAUAUAUUAUUUUUGCUGUCAUCAAUGCAUUCAUCUUCCCCGUUGUCUACUUCUUCUACCCUGAAACUGCCUAUCGAUCCCUGGAAGAGAUGGACACGAUCUUCCACAAGACAUCCAGCGUCUUCAAUGUCGUCUCGGUCGCCCGCAACGAGCCCCAUCGCUACGGUAAGAAGGGCGAGCUUCUCAUCAACUACGAGGACACCGAGGAGCACCUGCGCCGCGCUAGCUAUAUUUCAGAGAAGAAGAUCAAGCUGGGCAGUGGGACGGACGUGGAGACUGGAAAGGGUACCCAUGUUGAGCACCGCAAGGAUAGCUCGUCUAACAGUAGUGAAGGCCUUUGA
Penicillium samsonianum is the source of this 1650-nucleotide messenger RNA. RefSeq names its product sugar porter family MFS transporter. Gene Ontology annotation, molecular function: carbohydrate:proton symporter activity. Gene Ontology annotation, biological process: carbohydrate transport; transmembrane transport. The record is from RefSeq and is a predicted model, not a curated record. The transcript is spliced from 7 exons. NCBI's taxonomy places the organism in Eukaryota, Fungi, Ascomycota, Eurotiomycetes, Eurotiales, Aspergillaceae. Gene Ontology annotation, cellular component: membrane. The coding region runs from base 1 to 1650 and encodes 549 amino acids.